Molecule: messenger RNA, 1035 nt
Organism: Penicillium angulare
Lineage: Eukaryota; Fungi; Ascomycota; Eurotiomycetes; Eurotiales; Aspergillaceae
Product: putative mitochondrial carrier protein (Rim2)
Exons: 3
Coding region: 1-1035 (344 amino acids)
Biological process (GO): pyrimidine nucleotide import into mitochondrion
Cellular component (GO): mitochondrion
Molecular function (GO): pyrimidine nucleotide transmembrane transporter activity
Source: RefSeq, a predicted model, not a curated record
AUGCAAGCCUCCAAGAUACAUGGUGAUCCCGAUGAGACAGUCGUCAUGUCACGGCUCCCUCCUCCAAGCUCCAAUCCAUCCAAAAAAUCCCUCGACCCAUUAAUUCACCUCCUAGCCGGCGCGAGCGGUGGCUUUGCAACAGCAAUUGUAACAUCACCACUUGAUGUCCUCCGAACACGUCUCCAAUCCGACUUCUAUCAACCUAUCUCUCAACCCGGCGCCUCCGCAACUCCUCUUCCCCCGAAAACAAGCCAUAAGACCCUCCACAUAAUUUCAAAUAUCCACAAAGCUGAAGGAUGGCGCGCCUUCUUCCGCGGUCUAGGCCCAAGUCUUGCUGGCGUGGUCCCAGCAACAGCUAUUAAAUUCUAUGUCUACGGAAACUGCAAGCGCAUCGGAGCUCAACUCCUCGGUCACGGCGAAGACUCUACCAUUGUCCACGCACAAGCUGCUAUCUCCGCUGGUAUUGCAACAGCAACUGCUACCAAUCCGAUAUGGCUAAUAAAGACUCGACUGCAACUUGAUCGAGCCCAAACAACUACCGGCACCCGGCGAUACAAAAAUAGUAUCGACUGUGCCAAACAAGUUUUUCGACAGGAGGGAAUCCGAGGCAUGUACAAGGGUCUCAGCGCUAGUUAUCUAGGAUCCGUUGAGACAGCGCUGCACCUGGUUCUCUAUGAGCGAUUGAAGGGUAUGAUGGCUAAGUCGCUUGGAUCUCCUGAUGGUAAGGAAACUGCGAUGCAGAAGGAAAUUACCAGCUGGAUUAGUACAACUGGUGCUGCGGGUUCGGCCAAGUUUGCUGCUGCUUUGAUUGCCUAUCCACACGAGGUUAUCCGAACACGACUUCGUCAAGCACCCCUCGAGAACGGCAUGCCCAAAUACACUGGUCUACUGCAAUGCUUUAGACUAAUUGCCAAGGAAGAAGGUAUGGCUGGUCUAUACGGUGGUCUGAUGCCACAUAUGGUCCGCUCGAUUCCCUCUGCCAUCAUCACACUUGGAGUUUAUGAGUUUGUACUCAGACUCGCGGACUCUUCAUAA